AGAAGCUGAUUGUUCGUAUCGGAUAUGCUGCAAAUGAUCGUGUCUCUUGGUCCUCCUCGGGUUUCAUGCUUGAUGAAGCGAAACCAGCAUCCCGUGACAUUGCCGGUUUGACUGUCGUUUGUUCCGUCCCCAUGGAUGUCACUCUAGACGACUGUACUAAUUCGCAUGGACCAGAUAUAUUGGAAUCGCUUGGUUCGAAGGCAUUUUCUCUAGAUCCCCCACCUGGCGAAAUUGAACAGAUCCCGAGAGAUGGAUUCAUCAGACUGACGAUUGCGACAGAGUCUUCCUUGAUUUCUCUGCUCGUGCGGCGUAUGAUCCCCACAGAACCCCUUGGACCUGAUUCCUAUCCUAUGGGUGAUAUCCUCUUGAUCGAAAGUCUUGUGUCCGUGCGGUGUGUCAGCAGCUGUUUGAUUCGCAUCACACCAAUUUUAUUCCCUGUUUGUGAUCACCCGGAAGAAGUCGUGACUCAAGUUUCCAUCUCCAAACUACUGCACGAUAGUGUUCCAUUUUGUAAACCGAUGAAAACCUCCCCGUUGCCUCGGUGGUUUUUGUCUCACCCUGGGUUGUACAACGCAACUGGGUUUGGACUUAGUGGCUGUCUUCUGCUUUCGUCGGAGAGCGGUGAAACACCGUUGGUGCCCGUGCUCCUUCAUUCUUUUCUCAGUAUUUUCACCAUGGAUUGUUCCAACUACGGGAACAGUCAUCCGGAAACAUGUCCACGUGUUCAAUUGGUGUCCUUUCCUUCAGAUGAACGGCCUGAUCCAGUGCCGAAACUCAUUGUUCUCACCCACGCCCCUGCGAGCACUGGAAAGGUGAUAAUCGAUUUUAUAGACUUCGCCUACGAUCCAUCUGUUCUCCCGACGGCUCUUCGUAUUGUGAACAAGACAGAUAGGGCGGAUUUAUGCGUGAACUUGUGCGAUCCCCAUUGGUCUGUUCUGGACAAGAAGCAACACGAUUCCUGGCAUCGUGCUCUUUCUGAUACCCGGUGGACCCUUAAUGCUCACAAUGGAGCCUUAGUAUGGAUACCGGAGUCCACCGUGAGAGAUAUGUACAUCUCGGACGAUUCCUUUUCAAUCUCCACAGACGCUGGUGUCAGCCCAUUUCUUAGCCCGUCGUCUCUGGGCGACGUUGUACUAUCAGUCGGUUGUCGCUCUGCUGAUGGCAGAAGCACAGUGACUGGAGUCGACCUCGGCACCUUGUUCGCCAGUGGUUCCGGACUGGCUAUUGGUUUACCCGAUUCUACUAGUAUCCACCUAUUCGGCCUUUGGGAUCCUCAGUUGGGAACGACCGUGUUAAUCUACUCUGAACCCCAACAUCUUACAUUGAACGAUGAGGUUUCUGUUACUCCCCUUGCAACAUAUUCUCUUACGUGUGGCCAAUUUUCCGUCAGUUUGCUCACUUGCAAACCUCUGUGGCCACUCGAGACACGAUAUGGCGCUCCAACGAAUCUCUGUUCCACAUUCACUCCACAACCUCCCAAGGAUGAAUGCGUUCGUUUGGUUAUGCGUGGUCUUCGUAUCGAUUCAUACAUGGCCACUUCGCCAACUCCCCUGUGCGAUGUGAACAUUCGCCUGCGUCACCUUCAAUUGGAUAACUGGGCUCAGAAGUGGACCCACGCAUACGACUUCCCUGUGUUGUUGCGAUCCAACACUCCUGCAGUGCUUUGUAUCCGUAUCCAGUCGCCACAUUUCAGCCUCCAGCCAGUUGUUUUUUCCGCCUUUUUAUACCCUCCGCAGUUGGAUUUGUACAUAGAGGAUACUGCGGUUCACGAGUUCUCUGAUUUGUUACUAGACUACUACCAUACCCUAUCACGAGCUCGAACCGCCAAUCUUCCCGGUGAUCGUCUGAUUGUACACUCACAACCUCUAUAUUUGAAGUGUUUACACAUUGCCUCGUGCACCGUCCUCCUCACAGUCCGUGCCACGCUUCGUGUCUAUUUAUCGUGUCACGAGGCCCCUGUGACUCUUGCGGCGUUUAGCUUGCGUUCUAUUGACGGUGGAAGACAUGGGAGCGGAUAUGCCUUGAAACUGGUCUCAUUGCGACGCUUGCUUACCAUGCACUACGUUUCCGAAGUCAUUUUCCGAGCCGGCUGGCUUGUGGGCAGUUUGGAUAUGUUAGGAAACGUGACCGGUUUGUUACAUUCCUUGACCGACGGCUUGCGCGAUUUGGUACACAUGCGCCGGUCACAGGCAAGGAACCAUCUGCCCGAUCUUGUCCCCGUCGAUCCGUCCACCGCCGACACUUCCAAGGCAGCUGUUUCCCUCAUUACGAAUACCACCAAUAGCAGCGAGUACGUGGUGGUCAUGGGUGACGUUUCGAAAAAUUCGCUUAAUCCCAGCACUCCUACCGAUGUCGGGUUGAUUCCCACUCAAGAUACCGCUCCGUUUUGUCGAAUCUUUCAUGGAUUGACCUCAUUGAACCGUCACGCAACGGGGUAA
Molecule: messenger RNA, 2438 nt
Organism: Dicrocoelium dendriticum
Lineage: Eukaryota; Metazoa; Platyhelminthes; Trematoda; Plagiorchiida; Dicrocoeliidae
Source: the annotation of a GenBank genome assembly